Messenger RNA from Camellia sinensis, 720 nucleotides. NCBI's taxonomy places the organism in Eukaryota, Viridiplantae, Streptophyta, Magnoliopsida, Ericales, Theaceae. The record is from RefSeq and is a predicted model, not a curated record.
AUGCCAAUUCAAUUUGCAAAGCGCCGCCACCAAAUCGGAAGGAGUGCUGACGGGAGAGAAAGCAACGCCGGCGAUGUGGAGACGAGAGAGUUCCACAGCUUUCUUAAAAAGGCUUUGACGCUCACCGGCCUCCUCUUCUCCUCCGCCUCCGAGAUCUGGGACGCCCGCUGGUUCUGGGCCAGCUCCAAAAUCCCUUUCCAAUGGCUCCUCUGUUUCCCCCUCGGCACCGGCCGCGUCUUCUUCUGGUCCUACCUCUUUUGCUUCCUUCACACUUUCUGCACCUUCUUCUCCAUCCUCCGCGGCCGCCACCACUCCUUCUUUCGCCUCUUUAACCACUCCAUUCUCAUCUUCAUGUCCUUCCUCUGGCUCGAAUUCUCUCAAUCUUUUGCCACCUCUGUUUACUCUCUUGUUUAUGGCUACAGAUUUUGGACUGCCAUUGGUUUGCCCGAUGCUUGUUUCCCCUUUGUGGUCACUUGUCAGAUUGUUCUUCUCGGUUGUAAUGUUUUGUGCCAUGUGGGUGUGCUUUUGCUUCAUUUUUUGAAAGGUGGGUGUAAUGGAAUUGGGGCUUGGAGCUUCAAUUCGGUUCUCAAUGCUGCCAUUCUCUUGCUGUUUCUUAAUUUCUAUGUAAAGAUGCAUCUUCGGAGGAGAAAGGUUGCUGAUUUUGAUGCCAUUAAAGAUGGAGAUGUAGACCCGGACAUGGCCAAAAACAAGGAUAUUUGA